AUGUCGAAAGAUCACAAUGCAAGUGCCAAAACAACGUAUGUUCAGAUCCUGAUUGCUUCUUCUGUCGGGCUGAUAUUCGCUGCAGCAGUGCACAUUCGCCUGAAGAAAAUUAAAGACAACAGGAUCAUACCCCGAAUCAAAGUGUCAGACUCUGGCCAAGUUAUUAAGCUAGAGAAAUUCUCUCAUUACGUAGCUAGACAAAUGGGAUUUGCAGAUAAAAAACAGUGUCCAACUCUAUGCAAAUUAGCUUCUGAAUACAUCAGGAAAGCAGAAGGAUGUGAGGAAGAUAUCUAUAACUUCUUUGCCCAUGAACAAGAAGCCGAUUCCCUAUUUAUCAAGCUGGUGGAAGAGUUCGAGCGGUGCAUUCUGAGUUACUUUGCUUUUCAUUGGCGCCAAGCUCCCUAUAUGAUGAGUCAGGUCCUCAGUGCUGCUGAAUCAGAGCCAAAGAAGAAGCUUAAGAGCAUUGUCAUGGCUGCAACAAGGGAACAGAGAUUUGAAAGAGUAACCAAGAAUUUGAAAGUGGCAAGAGUGUUUACAACAUUGGUGGAGGAGAUGAAAGCCAUUGGAUUAGUCUCUGCUGAUGAUUCACAAUGUACAGAUGUGAUGGUUCCUAUGGCUCACAAAGAUAGAAGUCCAGUCCUACUCCUUAUGGGUGGAGGGAUGGGUGCUGGAAAGAGUACAGUGCUAAAAGACAUCCUGAAAGAACCUUUCUGGGUAGGCGCGCAAGGAAAUGCUGUAGUAAUAGAAGCAGAUGCAUUCAAGGAGUCAGAUGUCAUCUACAAGGCCCUAAGUUCUAGUGGGCAUCAUGACAUGCUUCAAACUGCUGAGCUGGUGCACCAAUCUUCUACAGAUGCAGCAUCAUCCCUCCUGGUGACGGCCCUCAAUGAAGGCCGUGAUGUGAUAAUGGACGGCACACUCUCAUGGGUACCCUUUGUCGUACAGACAAUAACUAUGGCCAGAAAUGUUCAUCGACGACGUUACCGAAUGGGAGAAGGUUACAAGGUUGGUGAAGAUGGAGUGGUGACUGAAAAGUACUGGGAACAGAUUGAUGAAGAACAAGAAAACAAUGGAACAAAAAAGAGAAGGCCAUACAGAAUAGAGUUGGUGGGAGUAGUUUGUGAUGCAUAUUUGGCUGUUGUUAGAGGGUGGAAAGACAAAGACAAGACCCUAUUGGUAGACCCAGAGGAGAUAAAUUGUUUAAAAGUAGUAGGCAAGUUAAAUGAGGAAGCAGACACCAUUUAUGAGCUCUACAAACGUCCACAUCCAGCUUAUGAGAAAGGGUCCAUUUGGAAAGACAUAGUUUUAUCACCUUCACGAUUAAACAUACAAAAAGAGCUGAAGUUUUCCAUCCAGAAAGUUGAGAGGUUUUGA
This is a messenger RNA of Oldenlandia corymbosa var. corymbosa, 1371 nucleotides long. NCBI's taxonomy places the organism in Eukaryota, Viridiplantae, Streptophyta, Magnoliopsida, Gentianales, Rubiaceae. The record is from the annotation of a GenBank genome assembly.